Seriola dumerili (greater amberjack) is the source of this 2809-nucleotide messenger RNA. RefSeq lists its product as uncharacterized. The transcript has 6 exons. The record is from RefSeq and is a predicted model, not a curated record. Lineage: Eukaryota; Metazoa; Chordata; Actinopteri; Carangiformes; Carangidae. Gene Ontology annotation, molecular function: peroxiredoxin activity. Bases 418 to 1164 code for a protein of 248 amino acids.
CAUGAAAUGUCUUAUCUGCAUGGUUAGUGGGUUGUAAGCUACAGGCAUAAACGCCCCAUGGCAACACAGUCCGGUCCACACAGCCUGACCCCUGGUGGUGAGGAGGAAUAGUGCAUGAGGCCAGAACCAUAGACUGUCUGUAAAAAGGCAGGGACAGACAGCAGGCGUGACUCAGUACCGUACUGUGAUUGGAUUGUUUGGCUGGACGGUGAGCAACGAAGCGAAACAGAGAAAGAUUUUUAACCCUAAGACGAGAGGUUAAUGCGGUAACUGACUUCCUUAAUCAUUCUGAGAAGCCUAAAACCAUCCGAGCUGACUGCUGGUGUUGACACUCCCUCUGGCUGCUCUUCUGCACUUUCCAGUCCGACGAGACGAAAUUAAAUCCAAAGAAACAGCCUGUUUUCUCAGCGGACUGGCAUGGCGAAUAACCUUGUCGCCAAGUUGUUUCGUCGUCCUGUGUUCACACAGCUCGCGUCUCUCCGGUCGGGCUGCGUGUCCCGGCGGAGGGCGGCAGCGGCAGUGGCGGGGACCAGACAUUUCUCCAGCGACCCUCCACCGGAGAAAAUCAGUCGCUAUCCAGUUCCUUACAAGAAAGACUUACCUUAUGAUAUAGUGGAGCUCAUGGAGGAAGUGGAGUCUAAGGGAGGCUUUUUGCCAAAUGUCUUCAAAGUCCUCUCUCAUAGACCAGCAGAGUUCAGAGCUUUCUUCGCAUACUACAAUGAACUAAUGAACAAGGAGACAGGCAGAUUAACCAAGGCAGAUCGUGAGCUGAUUGUCGUGGCAACCAGCAUCCACAACAAGUGUCUUUAUUGUGUGGUAUCCCACAGUGCACUUCACCGAAUUUACUCUAAGAAACCCACUCUUUCCGAUCAGGUCAUUGUUAACUAUGAGAAUGCGGACCUGGGACCUCGGGAGCGUGCCAUGCUGGACUUUGCGCUGGCUGUGUGUUGCUGCGACGCCAUCACAGAACAGCACUUCCAGUCUUUGGAGGAAGUGGGUUUUGACCGUGAGGAUGCCUGGGACAUCGCUGCCAUUGCCGCCUUCUUUGCCAUGUCCAACCGGCUCGCCCAUCUCACCGACAUGAGGCCAAACCUAGAAUUUUACAAUAUGGGCCGUAUACCACGGGACAAGAGUAAGGACAAGGCAGGGGGAGAGAGCAAGUGAAAGGGGGGUAAUGUAACAGACAAGAUUAUAAGAGGUCAAAGGUCACAUGUGACAAUGUAAUAUGUAACAUGUAACAAUAUGUUUCACACUGUAGCUAGAAGUGUCUCAUUUCCGUUUCAUAUUUUUGCUUUCCUCUCGCAUGUGAAAAACCUGAUCUUUUACAGCUUAUGUUGAAAUGAGGCGCAGUAUCAGAUCAACAGGUGUGACACCUGAAAGCAGUUAAAUUUGAACAUGAACACUGCAGUGAGUGUGUCCUGACAUCAUAACUCAGGCACUCCAGCAACUGUACUGACUCAGUGGUGACAUGGAUGACAGAUAGAGACUGACAUGAAAAGAAAGCAAGAUGAGCUCAUCGAUAAUUUAGUAAAUGUUUUAAUCCAAUCAAAAUUCUCAUACUGUAUGUGUAGUUUUCUUAAUCUGAAAACCUACAUGUGAAUGACUCUGGCCUUAAAAAACUGUGAUGAGUCAAAUGAUAAAAAAAGAAGUGCCAGCGGGACUGUUGCUGUUACGACAGAUAUUGUUUUAUUCUUGGCAUGUGAUGGGGGCAAGUUUAUAUUUUGCAAUUGUGCAUUAAACUUAAUGAUUGUACUUCAUGAGAGAAUUUACAAAAUAUGACAGUUGUGCUUUAACUCCCAUAACAAGGUUAGUUUGUAUAUUAAAACCUAUGAAAAAUAAUCACCUGCAAUUCAGAAACUCAUGGCGGCUCUUUAUUUCCUUGUUUAGGAAAUGAAUAGAAAGAACUCUUUGUUAUGAUGUGCGGCAUAACUAGUUUUCUAGAGCUAACUAGAGCCUCCUCUUUGCCUUCUAAGUAAACUAUAGUUUUCUUGGCGGUAAGUGAGAUUUAACACUUGUUUUUCUGGCUUCACCACUUAGCUCUCUCAAAUAAAGGAAGAAUUUUUGAGAAUAAUUAAUUUUGAUCAAAUCAUUUGUAUCACAAUGAGUCAAUAUUGAGACUGUGUAACACCACCAGGUGGCAUCACAUCCAUAUACAUAUUGGAAUGGCUUAAAUUGAAAGGAAAAUGAAGUUGAAGUUCCUCAGAGGCCUCUUAUCCCACAAACAUGAAUAGGAUCAUGCAUGAUCUAGCUUAAUUUUCCCCCAAAGUUUUUUUUCUGUGCAACCUACUUCUAAUAUUUAUGUUCCUGUGCCAUGUGCUUUCUAAAAUGACACAAGUCACACAUGACUCCAGGCAUCACCAGAAGGUUCACUUUGGUGUGCUUGUGCAAGUGAUGCCCCGAGUUCCACGCGCUCGGUUGUGGUGAGACUACGUCUUUGAGUGCAUUUGAAAACUGCCAUCCUCACUUGAAUAUUUAGGAGAUAUUCACACUUGAGGAAAAAGUGUCAUUUGAUAUCAGACUGUGAACAGAGCUGUGAUUUCAGACCAAAGACACUCAAAUGAUGUAUCAGUGUUAACACGUUAAGCAACAGUCUGAAAGUCAUUCAAAACCUUAAAGUCAUCCAGACUGGGGAUUUAUUUAAGUGGAAUGGUUAUAAACACACGUGUUAGACUCCUCUGACAGAGCUUGAGACCCAUUGCUAAACUAUGCGAAAGACAAUCUGCUGACAUCACUGAAAGUCAUUUCACUGUCAGUUUUCUCCCCAGGCCUCUCCUGUCCUGUUCCUCUCACACCAAUAAAGUGUCUUAUG